Messenger RNA from Bipolaris oryzae ATCC 44560, 1659 nucleotides. RefSeq lists its product as uncharacterized. Gene Ontology annotation, cellular component: nuclear pre-replicative complex. Lineage: Eukaryota; Fungi; Ascomycota; Dothideomycetes; Pleosporales; Pleosporaceae. The record is from RefSeq and is a predicted model, not a curated record. Gene Ontology annotation, biological process: DNA-templated DNA replication; rRNA processing. The coding region runs from base 1 to 1659 and encodes 552 amino acids. Gene Ontology annotation, molecular function: protein binding. The transcript has 2 exons.
AUGCUCACCGAACAAUUCGUAGCCGCUAUAUCGGCUUCGACCAAGCCGAAUACUGGAGUCCUCAAAGAUGCGGGUAUUUUUGUUCACGAGUUCCAGCCGCUGGCUGCUCAACGACAGGUCUUGAAGAAGAGCGCGACUGCGCCCAAUGGCAUUGCUGUAAGCGCCACACAUGUUUUCGCUGCGCAAUCGGAAAAGGCAGUCGUCCAUGUGUAUAAUAGGGAAAAAGGCAACCAGGAAGCCCUUGUGCCCUUUCCAGAGAGAAUCCAUAGCAUCGCGCUGGCAGCACAUGAUAGCAUGCUUUUGGCUGGAACAGAAAGUGGGCGAGUACUGGCUUGGGAGAUCAGCUCAGGCCGCCUCGUCUCUACCUCUACUUCGCAUCUCCAGCCAGUGACGUGCAUUGUCGUUGAUCCGUCCUCCAACUUCUUUCUCUCUGGCUCCUCAGAUGCUAUGAUUCACGUAUGGGCCCUGCCCUCGAUACUCUCUUUCUCGCCUGAUGCCUCGCGCUCCCCCGUACAUACACUCUCUACCCACCGCGGUCCCAUCUCUUCUAUUGCUUGUGGGCACAGUUCAAGCAGCGCCAACAUUGCCGUAUCUAUAUCGGGUGACAAGUCUGCUAUUGUGUGGGACUAUCAAAACGGACAGGCGCUGCGCACAUACCUGUUGCCGGAGAUACCCACUGCCGUCACUCUUGACCCUGCCGAUCGCGCAUUCUUUAUUGCCUACGCCGACGGUAGUUUGCAGACAAUUGAUUUCUACGACGAGAUGCAAAAGACUACCCCGGUAAACGUCCUUCGUGACAGUGCUUUGUCUCACCGCCCUAUUCAGCCCUCGCCCAAAACGCGAUUCAGUGCCGAUUCGCAGAAGCUCGGUGGAGCCCUCAGCCUGAGUUUGAGUUGGGAUGGUACAACGCUCAUUUCUGGUCAUGCAAGUGGCAAGAUUGCUUCUUGGGACGUCGCCAAGUCAAACUAUCUUUCAACUCCAGCCAAUCUUCCAGGGCCUGUCUCAAAUUUACAGUUCCUCGCGCCCACAGGCUUCCCCAACGCACAUGAACCAACGUUCACCAUUCAGACCAUUGUCAAACCAAAACAAGACGCAGGACUUGCAAGUAGCGGGAGUGGCUUAGUGCCACCACAUUAUACCUUGAGCAUGCAGCUCACAGGUCGGCUACGCAGCACUCACUUGUCUGCCACUAAGCAAGGACUUGCAAGAAGAAAUGAUUUUCAAGAGGCCCUCACCCAUCCUAGUUUUCCUACUAGCAUGCUUGAGGAGAGUCUAGCCGAGCUAAACUCUUGGGGCAAUCAAGCCAGGGCCAGUGUCGCUCCAGCAGCCGACUUCAUGGCCCUGGACACAGAUGAUGCAGGUGCCUCCGGAACUACAGGCAACACCCUGCAAGCUGAAAUUAAAGAGCUCAAGAAACAGCUUGCAAGCCUUCAGCGCAUCCAGAAAGUGACGUUUUCGCAGCUUUCAGAGCUGCGUGAGGAAAACGAUUACUUCGUGGCCCAAGAAAAGAAGCGGGCAGAACGUGCCAAGACACGAGCAAAGAGGAAGACCAAUGGCGCAAAGCAUAGCCUUGAUACUGCGGAUGUGGAAAUGAAUGACGGUACCGAUACCGCUUCCGACUUAGGACUAAGCGAUGCUCGGGCAGACGAAAAGCCUUGA